GUAUUCUCCAACGGAACGCAAGCAGCUAGCGCGGCAAGAUGGCUUUUGAUAAGCUGAAAAAGUUUGUGUUUAUAUUCCUCCUCCUCCUGCUGCUCUACCGCUCGACGAUGCUAUUACAUUUUGGCACAAAAAAAAAACAGUUUUUCAUCAUCAAGGGAAUGUGCGAAAGUUUGUCACCUUGCAGUUGAUUCCAGUCAGAGGUCAAAGCCAUUAAUAGAGGCCGAACAGAUGCGUCAACAGGUGGUAAGAGACGUGCAUUACACUUGGCAGUUCUUGAAAUUCCACCUGAGGAAUCUUAACUCGAACACCAAACCUAGCACCAUUCUUGAAGAACUGGAACAUUACUUUAGAGUGACCUCCCACGACCUCACGCGCCUUGAGGAGGUCGACGGGUUUCAGGAGUGGCGGGAGGAAGAGGCAGCCGCCCUCAGCGCCCUCGUGCAACAUCGGCUGCACGUCCUGCAGAAUCCUCGCGACUGCGCCUCCGCCAAGAAGAUCUACUGUGACUUUAGAGCGUCCGGCCGAGGUAUGGGGAGCCAUCUGCACCACCUGAGCUACUGCUUCCUGGCAUCGUAUGGCACUCAGCGAACCUUGAUUCUGAACACGAAGGGUUACAAUGGCAACCCCGAAGGACUGGAAACAUUCUUUCUUCCUCUCAGCGAGACCUGCACGAGUUACAGCAAGUCUCAGAUGGUUCCUUGGCCAGGAAAGGAAGAUUCGCUUGUUGUACAUUUCCCGGAUUGGGAUAGACCGAACCCAAGGCCGAAAUAUUUUCCAAAAUCAAUACCGAAGGACAUUUCCGAGCGUCUGAUGCGUCUCCACGGGGAUCCUUUUGCCUGGUGGAUAGGCCAGUUCUUCAAGUAUGCCAUGAGGAGGAACAAAGAUUUCCAGAAUUACACUGACAACCUAGCGCGAGAAAUGGGUUACGAGUCACCUGUUGUAGGCUUGCAAAUUCGGCGGUCAGACAAAUUGCAGAAAGAGGCAAUUUACAUUGACCUCAGUGUGUACAUGGAAGAAGUGGAUGAAUUCUACAAAAAGCUGGAGUUGCGUCAGACCGUUGCUCAACGAAGGAUUUUCUUGGCCACUGACGAUCCAGAAGUAAUUCCAGAAAUAAAGAAGAAGUACCCGGAGUACAAGCUCCUGUACAACCCGGCCAGCGUAGACUCGACGCGCGAAGGCCAGCGGAAAAAGGGGCCGAGUGUACAAUACUUUCUCGCUGAUGUUUACUUCCUGGCGCGAUCCGACUACCUUGUCUGCGGGAUGACUUCCAAUAUCUGCAGGCUGAGUUACGAGUUAAUGCAGACCCUUCAUGUUGACGCGUCGACCCGCGUCUCGUCGGUCGACAGAGAUUACUACUUCCACUACGAGGUCGGAAAUGUCGUCAAGGCUCGCUUUCCUCAUAAGCCCAGAAGGACCGGAGAACUAGAAAUGCAGGAAGGAGAUGUGGUGGACCGAAAGGACGUACCUAUUCAUUUUUUCAAACAUCCCAGCAAAAACAAUGGUUUUCAGUGGGGCACGAACACGCGUACCAAAAAAUCAGGUUAUUAUCCUGUUUACAAGACCGUCGAAAUUUUGGAAAAAGCAAAUGUCCAGUCCUUUGAACGCAUUGACAGGAGUAAAACCGAAUAAUUGUUACUAUCUUAUGAAGGGUUAAAAGUUAAAAUCAAAUGUGCUAGGUUAGAGAAUUGUUCGUGAUUAUGUUCACAAUAUUAUAGAUAUUAGAGAUCGUAAGAUCCAUAUCUAUACCAUCAAAAACAGAAUCAAGGUAAUUGCUUGGAGAGUUGUCUGAACAACCAUUAACAGUUUGUGAGAGAAAAGACAGUGAUGUUUAUAGUUAUAACAGCGUAUAUCAAUACUUACUAUAAAUUCCUAUUCAGAAGAAGAGGGAGCAAUUAUGGCCAGCACAAGAAUCGAUGUAAACAGCAUUACUGCCGACAUCAAAGGAGUACAGAGCGCAAAGCAGUUUGAUUUUCCUUUGUCAAGUUUUACAGAGUCUCUUGAUUACCACAGAUGCAGCUGUCUAAUAAUGCCGUACUGUUUGGUUCUUUAUCAAAAAGGACAGAUCACAGAUUUAGAAAUUCAAUGCAAGAUAAAUGCUAUAAAAGUAAUAUGUGGUCAUAAUCAGUGUUGCCAUCUUUGAAUUUUUUCAUACUGUAAGUUUCACUGAAAAGGUGCUGUUCGUAUCACCAAACAUUAGAAAAUGAAGCACAACACAUGCCUCUCUCUCUUUUAUCAUGAUGUGAUGAUUAGUAAGGUAAUAUACAAAUAAUUUUUGAAAAUCAAUGCAUCAAAAGAAAACAUCAGUUAUUUCAUUCAGUUUUUCUGAUUUUGAGGAAUAAUUUGCCUAUGUGCUGAUAUGAAAAAAAAAAAAAAAAAAAAAUCUUGAGGUCUAAAACGUCUAUAGUUGAAACACUCAUGCAAUGUAUGUAAAUGUUCUUAAGGAACACCACGAAAGAAAGAAGUAAUAUACCAAUGCAGUGAUUUUUUUCCCAAAGCUAUUAAAGUGGAAUAAAAAAAGAGACCUCACUGCUACUUUACACACACGCACACACAUAUAUAUUACUAAUCGAUUUUCUUUUCACAACUAUUGAAUUCAUAAUAUGGCUUGGAUCCCCUAACCAUUUGUGUUAACAUUAUCCCAUUAACUGAUUGCAGUGAGACGGUUUCUUAUUCGAGUUUCAGAAAGUAUAUAUUUUUCUUUUCUCAUUUUGUAGUAAAUGAAUAUCAGAAAAUUGUAUUUCUUAAUAUGUGUGCAAGGUAUGGCUGGAUUUCCCACCCACUGACGGUGCGAAAUCUGAAAUCAGGUUAGGAAGAUUGCUAGACGAGAACGCUGCCGCUGAUGAAAGUUUAACAAUUAGUCUGAGAACAUCUUUGGACGGGCAUACCUCAAAUUUAAAUUGUCAGCCACAGAUCGAUUAAGAUGCAGUUUUAAAUCUCUGUUUUCCAUGCCGAGUUGAACUUUUCAUCAUAUCAAAGUGUUUCAUUGGACUGCCAUUCCUGGUACAGACUACUACAGAAAUGGAGACGAUAGGAGCUGGUGGAUGUGCAAGCACUCGGUCUUCCAUUUUCCUGAUGCUGAUAGGCCAGAAAUGUGGAAGAGUGAAUCGCUUCCCUCAGACGCCAUGCCAUAGGCUGGAACCAGGAAAAUAGAGCGGCAGUGUAAAAUUUUGGCACUUGAUGCUUCUCUUUUUAUCUUGAACUGCCAC
This is a messenger RNA of Penaeus chinensis, 3206 nucleotides long. Its product is annotated as alpha-(1,6)-fucosyltransferase-like. NCBI's taxonomy places the organism in Eukaryota, Metazoa, Arthropoda, Malacostraca, Decapoda, Penaeidae. Bases 229 to 1629 code for a protein of 466 amino acids. The transcript has 11 exons. Gene Ontology annotation, molecular function: alpha-(1->6)-fucosyltransferase activity; protein binding. Gene Ontology annotation, biological process: protein N-linked glycosylation. The record is from RefSeq and is a predicted model, not a curated record.